AUGGCCACCGCGCGGGUCACGCUGCCCGAACCCAGACGGGCAUCGGGGGCACGGGGGAGUGGCGGGACCCUCCUGGGAGUUGGCAUCUGGGUCACAGUGGAUGAACAGUCAUUCCUGGAUAUAUUUGGGAUGCUCUCGUCUAGCGUGUUUCAGGUUGUGUAUGUGAGCUACUUCCUCAUCGCCAUUGGUGCUGUCCUGCUGGUGAUCGGCUUCCUUGGGUGCUACGGCGCCCAAAAGGACAGCAAGUGUCUCCUGAUGAUGUUCUUCUCGGUGGUGCUGAUCAUCUUCAUUGCCGAAAUUGCUGCUGCCGUGGUGGUUCUGGUCUACACAGGUUUUGCGGAGACGCUGCUGACAGCCGUGGUGACCCCUGUGCUGAAGGAGAAGUAUGGGGAGGAUGACGGUUUCACGCACAUCUGGAAUGUCACCAUGAAGGAGGUCCAUUGCUGUGGCCUGAAUAACUACACAGACUUCACCGACUCCCCCUGGUACCAGCAACAUGGAACCUACCCGUUGCCCUGCUGCGACGACGAGCUGCCCUGCACCGGCGCGCUGGCCGCAGAAAAAAAUGUGACGGGCUGUUUCGAUCAGAUCUUGGCAGAAAUCAAGACUAACACAGGUGUGGUGGGUGGCGUGGCGGCCGGCAUCGCUGCCUUGGAGAUCGCGGCCAUGGCGGUUUCCAUGUACCUGUACUGCCAGCUGGAUCAGAAAUGA
Molecule: messenger RNA, 711 nt
Organism: Opisthocomus hoazin
Lineage: Eukaryota; Metazoa; Chordata; Aves; Opisthocomiformes; Opisthocomidae
Source: RefSeq, a predicted model, not a curated record